AUGGCUACUGUUCCAAAGGUCGCGAGAUAUGUAGCUACCGUUGUAUCAACCAAGAUGCAAAAGUCGUGUGUAGUUGUCGUGGAGAGAAUGAAGUGGAAUACCCACAUUAAGAAGAAUGUAGCGGAGAGAACGCGAAUGAUUGUUCAUGACGAAAAUGACGAGGCUGUGAUUGGUGACAAAGUGAUAAUUGAGGCAGUUGGUAGAAAGAUAAGUAACAAAAAGACGUUUGCUAUCAAGGAGUUCGUAAAGCGCAGUUCCUAUGAGCAUGAGUUUUACCAACACCUGAAUGAUCCAAAAGGAAUUGAAGCAGUCAAAGAAUCUACUCGAAUUGAGUUUUGAGCCUAUUUGUCAGUUUACAU
Messenger RNA from Blastocystis hominis, 359 nucleotides. Its product is annotated as Ribosomal protein S17. The transcript is spliced from 2 exons. Gene Ontology annotation, molecular function: structural constituent of ribosome. Gene Ontology annotation, biological process: translation. The record is from RefSeq and is a predicted model, not a curated record. Gene Ontology annotation, cellular component: mitochondrion; ribosome. Bases 1 to 339 code for a protein of 112 amino acids. Lineage: Eukaryota; Bigyra; Opalinata; Blastocystidae.